Molecule: messenger RNA, 6158 nt
Organism: Nycticebus coucang (slow loris)
Lineage: Eukaryota; Metazoa; Chordata; Mammalia; Primates; Lorisidae
Gene: CFAP65
Product: cilia and flagella associated protein 65
Exons: 33
Coding region: 514-6111 (1865 amino acids)
Source: RefSeq, a predicted model, not a curated record
CGACAAUAUGGCGACGGUGUGCGUUCUGAGCGUUGGUCCCAGGAUCCCGGGGAGCCGCGCAAGUGGCCCAGGAAGGAGGUAAGACACGUUCAGAAGAAGCAAGUGGAAAGCAAAAGCCAGAUAAAGGCAAGGCGUGUGCUUCAGUGGCACCCACAAGCUUGCUGAGAAAUGCCCAGUGUGGCUGUGAAGGGGCAUGGCCCAGUGGACCUUAUCUUCAAGUCCUCUUUCAAGUGCCUUUCGUGAAUGGUGAGUCCCCGGGCUCCCAGGAAAAACUCUGGAUCUUAUGCCCAUUCGUAUUCUUCAGGGUGCUGCCUCAUACCUGUUGCCAGACCUGGGGAUCAGGACCUUUCCUCCAUGACAGUGAUGGCCACAGUGCAUCUCCUCCAUCAUUCUCUCUUUCUCAUGUCCCCCCUGUCUUCUCUCUGCUCUCUCCCCAGCUCUGAACUCACACCUGGACCUAGCAGGAACUACUGGUUUAGUAAGAGGGCUCCCUGGAGCAUCCCCAGGUGAACAAUGCUCACUCAGACCCCAAGCCCCAUGACGCCACCCGUGGACAAUGGGGACUACACCAUGAACUCCGGCGCAUCCUGUCUGAGUACCAGCACAGUGGCCAUCCCCUCUGCCAACAGCAGCAGCGCAAUCAGGAGUGCCUGCAGCAGCGUCAGUGCCCGGCCAACCAGCUCCACAGACGUGCAAAGGUUCCUCCAAAGAAAGCAAGACAUAGUGAAGAAGAGGGUCAUCUGGGGCAUUGAGGUGGCCGAGGAGCUGCAUUGGAAAGGCUGGGAGUUGGGGAAAGAGACAACAAGGAACCUGAUUCUGAAAAAUCUAUCCUUGAAAACCCAGAAGAUGACAUACAGGCCUCCCAAGACCAAAUUCUUCUUCACGGUCAUCCCGCAGCCCAUCUUCCUGAGCCCGGGCAUAACCCUCAUGCUCCCCAUCAUCUUCCGGCCUCUAGAGCAGAAGGAGUAUGUGGACCAAAUGUGGUUUGAGAAGGCAGAGGGGAAAUUCUCCGUAGACCUGAGGGCCAUGUUGCCUUGCCACAAGCUGAUCUGCCCGCCGCUCCUGCAGCUGCCCAUGUGUGCCGUCGGGGACAUGGUGGAGGCUUGCUUCUGCCUGGACAAUGUAGGGGACCUGCCCACCUUCUUCACUUGGGAAGUCCCCAGUCCAUUCCACAUGCUGCCCUCCACGGGGCUACUGGAGCCAAGCCUGACCUUUCGGAUCAAAGUGACCUUUCAGCCCCUUAUAGCUGGCAUCCACGAAGUUCGUGCCACGUGCUGGUAUGGGACAGGCAGCCGGCAGAAGAGCAGCAUCCAGCUACAAGCUGUAGCCAAAUGCACCCAGCUGCUGGUACGCAUAAAGCAUAAGCAACCGGAGGACCAGGAUGCUGAGGGCUUCCAGAAAGUGUUGCACUUUGGCUCUGUUGCUGUGGGCUGCACCAUGGAGAGGAAGAUCAAGCUGUAUAACCCAUCGGUGGUGAAUGCCCCCUUCAGGAUUGAAAUAUCCUCAGACCUGCUGGGCAAAGACCAGGCCUUCUCAUGCCCCACAGCCCAUGGCAUCGUGCCCCCAGGAGGGAAGAAAUGUGUGUCAGUGUUCUUCCACCCUGAGACCUUGGACAGCAGAAGUAUGGACUACUUCUCCAUCAUGCCUUCUGGCUGUUCCUCCCAGACCCAGCUCAAAGUCAUCGGUGUCUGUAGAGGUCCUGCUGUGUCCCUGCAGCACUAUUGCAUCAACUUUGGAUGGGUCUACCUUGGGGAGCACUCAGAGGAGCCCCUGUGGAUUGAGAACAAGUCAGACUGCAUAGCCCACUUCCAGUUUGCCAUUGACUGUCAGGAGAGCAUCUUCAGCAUCAGGCCUGCCCAUGGGACUCUGGUGGGCAAGGCCCGGGUGACCCUGCACUGUGCCUUCCAGCCCACUAACCCCAUCAUCUGCUUUCGACGGGUGGCCUGUCUCAUCCACCAUCAGGACCCCCUGUUCCUGGACCUGAUUGGGACCUGCCACUCGGAUAGCACCAAGCCGGCCAUCCUAAAGCCUCACCACCUCUCUUACUACCGCACACACCUGGCCCGGGGCCUGACGCUCUACCCACCCGACAUCCUGGGUGCCAUGUUGAAGGAGAAGAAGCUGUAUCAGGAUAAGGACGGGGCCCUCAUGAUUCCCACAGAGGACACGGAGGACAUGUCAGCCCCACAAUAUCCCUAUAUCCCCCCAAUGACUGAGUACUUCUUCGAUGGCACCAGCGACAUGGCCAUCUUCCCGCCUCCCGUCAGUAUAGAGCCUAUCGAUGUGGAUUUUGGUGCUUGCCCAGGGCCUGAGGCCCCCAACCCUGUCCCACUGUGCCUGAUGAACCACACCAAGGGCAAGAUCACCAUGGUCUGGACACGCAGAUCUGACUGCCCCUUCUGGGUAACCCCCAACAUCUGUGAUGUGCCACCGCUCAAGUCCACAGCCAUGCGCCUGCACUUCCAGCCACUUCACCCCAACUGCCUCUACGCAGUGGAGCUUGAAGCUUUUGCUUUCUAUAAGGUCCUGCGGAGCUACAACAACAUUGAGGAGGACUGUACCAUGUGCCCAUCCUGGUGCCUAACGGUGCGGGUGCGAGGUCACAGCUAUCAUGCUGCCUUUGAGCACCACGUCCCUCAAUAUUCCCUGGAUGGCCCCAAACUGUUCCCCGCAGUGCCCUCCUUUGAGCCUGCCUACCGCAGCCUGCUUCUUGUCAACAAAGGCUCCAUGAUGCUGACCUUUAACCUGGCCCCCAACAGCAGCUCAGACAUCACCCUGAGGCCCACCUCGGGCCAUGUGGCCCCUGGGGCCCACCAGAUUUUCCUUAUCUGCACCCACCCCAAGGGCAACUCCUGGAAGCAGCACAUUUUCUAUCUUCAGUUCAAUUUUUGUCCCCAGUAUCUCAAGGAGGUAAGCAUGCAGAGCCGGGAAGAGCCACUGCAGCUGAAGCUGGACACCUGUAAAACCCUUUACUUCAAGCCCACCUUGGUGGGCUGCUCCUCCACCAGCCCCUUCACCUUCCGCAACCCUUCACGUUUGCCCCUGGAGUUUGAGUGGAGGGUCUCCCAGCAGCACAGGAAGAUGCUGGCUGUCCAGCCCUCCAGGGGGCUCAUCCAACCCAAUGAAAACCUUAUGCUGACAUGGACUUUCAGCCCUUUGGAGGAGACCAAGUAUCUAUUCCGAGUGGGAAUGUGGGUCUGGGAAGCUGGCCUGCCCCCCCACAUCAUCAGUCCCCCUCCACCAACACACUACACACUGCGCCUGGUGGGCGUGGGCAUCACCAGCAGCCUCUCUGUGAAGGAAAAGAAGCUGGAUUUUGGGCAUGUGCUGGUGAAUGACAAGCAGUCCCUGUCUCUGGUCCUCCUGAAUGAGGGUAGCUGCACCCUCUAUUACCACCUGUACCUGGAUCAGCUUAGCCCCAAAGUCAUCGAAGACCAACCCCUUGCUCUGCAGAUGGACCGGACAGAGGGAAGCAUGCCACCACGGUCCCAGGACACUGUCUGCUUGACUGCCUGUCCCAAGCACCGGGCUCAGUACUCCUGGACUGUUAGUUACGCUCUCCUCUCCCACAGAGAUAACAAGGUUAGGGAAAAGCAAGAACUGUGCCAUGUCUCCCUGGUGGCUGUGUUCCCCUUACUCUCCAUCUUGGAUGUCAACUCCAUGGGCAGCGCUGAGGGCAUCACCCGGAAGCACCUGUGGCGCCUCUUCUCCCUGGACCUUCUCAACAGUUACUUGGAGCGUGACCCCACCCCCUGGGAGCUCACCUACAAGGUGCCCACCCGACAUAGCACAAGCCAGAUCCCCCCCAUCUUCACCCCUUUGAAGCUUGACUUCAAUUUUGGGGCAGCACCAUUCAAUGCCUCACCCUCAGUGGUGCUCUUGGUGCUGAAGAACAGCGGAGUGGUGCCCCUGGACUGGGCCUUCCUCUUUCCAAGUGACCAACAGAUUGACCUGGAGCUAUGGGCAGAGCAAGCAGAGUUUAACUGCACUGAGCUUCACCAAAUGCGUGUACAGGACAACUGCAUCUUCUCCAUCAGCCCUAAGACCGGGAGCCUGAGUCCCAGGCAGGAACAGAUGGUGGAGCUCAAGUACAGCCACCUGUUUAUCGGCACUGAUCGCCUCCCGGUGCUCUUCAAGGUGUCCCAUGGCCGGGAGAUCCUGCUAAAUUUCAUAGGUGUGACAGUGAAGCCGGAGCAGAAGUAUGUGCACUUCACCUCCACCAGUCACCAGUUCAUCCCUGUCCCCAUUGGUGACACACUGCCCCCACGGCAGAUUUAUGAACUAUAUAAUGGUGGCUCAGUACCCGUGACAUAUGAGGUCCAGACCAACAUCCUGUUGCAAGUUCAAGAAAAAAAUUUCGAUCAUCCUAUCUUCAGCUGUCUCAACCCCAAAGGGGAGAUCCAGCCGGGAACCACUGCUCGGGUCUUGUGGAUCUUCUCACCCAUUGAGGCCAAGACCUACACGGUGGACGUGCCCAUCCACAUCCUGGGAUGGAACUCAGCCCUCAUCCACUUCCAGGGAGUGGGCUAUGACCCUCAUGCCAUGGGGGACACAGCUCCCUUCCACAACAUCUCUUCAUGGGACAACAGCUCCAUACAUUCUAGGCUGAUGGUUCCUGGACAGAAAGUCUUCCUGUCCCAGUCUCAUAUCUCCUUGGGAAACAUCCCUGUGCAGAGCAAGUGCAGCCGCCUGCUCUUCCUCAACAACAUCUCCAAGAAGGAGGCAAUUGUCUUUGCCUGGCAGCCAAGGCCUGUAGACUUUGGGAAGGUGUCUGUGAGUCCCAUGGUAGGAAAGGUAGCUCCUGAAGAGACGGUCCCAAUUAUGGUGACUCUGAAGGCUUCAGUGCAUGCCAGCUUCUACAGUGUAGACCUGGUAUGCAAGGUGUACCCACAGGAACUCAUGAGGCAGUACCAUGAGGACCUGCAGGAGUGGAAGGAUGAGAAAAGGCGGCAGGAAGUGGAGUUCACCAUCACGGACAGAAAAGUGAAGGAAAGGGCAUAUUGUUCAGCCUGUGUACCUUCGAGGAAGUACAAGACACUACCUCCCAUCAAGAACCAGCAGCCUCUUCUUACCCGGCCUGCCAGCUGGAAACUGCAGAUCCCACCUGAGGAGACAUCCUGGCCAUGUCCCCAGCCACCCCCGACAAGCAUUCUCUGCCUGAGCCUCACUGCCCGAGCCCACGCCACCGAUUACUUUCUGGCCAACUUCUUCUCAGAGUUUUCCAGCCACUUCUUGCACUGGGAGCUGCCAAAGAGGAAGCCCCAUAAGGAGGAGUCAGAGACUUAUGAAGAAGAAUCCCCUAACAAGUGGGGUCCUGUCUCCAAGCAGAAAAAGCAGCUGCUGGUUGAUUGUCUCACUGCCAUCAUCAGAGGCCUGCUGGAGGACAAGAACUUCCAUGAAGCCGUGGACCAAAGCCUAGUGGAGCAGGUGCCAUACUUCUGCCAGUUCUGGAAUGAGCAGUCAGCCAGGUUCCCAGACCACAUGAACAGCCUGCACUUAAUGCUAACCCCAUCGUCACCCACCAGCAGCUGGGAGGAAGAGGAAAGCCAACAGCAGACAGACACACCAGGGGAGGGCAGCCUGAGGCUGGGGAAAAAGGAAGGGGAGGAAGAGGAGGAGAAGGAUGAAGAGGAGGAGGAGUUGGAAGAGGAAGAGGAGGAGGAGGAGGAAAUAGAAGUGGAGGAGGAGUUGGGCAAGGAGAUAGAGAAGGAAGAAAGAGAGGAGAAGGAAGAGAAGGUGGCCUGGAUGGAGAGUGAGCCCACACUGCAGCUGGAGUCCAAGGAGUCGUCCCAGCAGUGGCAACUGCAGCAGCAGCUGAAAGCCAUGGUGAAGGAGGAGCAAGAACGGGAUGAGAAGGAGGCCAUCAGGAGGCUCCGGGCCUUCACCAACCUGCAGGAGGCGCUGCUGGAGAACAUGCUCCAGAACGUCCUGGUGGAGGCGAGCCGAGGGGAGGUGGUGCUCACCUCGCGGCCGCGCGUCAUUGCUUUGCCACCGCUCAGUGCGCCUAGGAUUCUGACCCCGGACAUGCUGCUGACGCAGCGAACAGAGGUACUCAACCCAGUGAUGCCACAUCCUCCCCACUCUGCAGAUACAUGUGUCCAACCCCCCUAAUGUGCCACCCUUGGCUUCGCCCAGCCCCCUCUUCACCGCUCAGCCAG